ACUAGCCGUUUCAUUUCAUCACCGCCGAAACAAACCCCAAAUCCCAUUCAAAACCCUAGUAUUUCAUAUAUAUAAACCCCCAAAUUCUCGCUAGUUAAUCACACAAUCGCUCUUACAUUCUUCCAAUCUGCAACGAUCUAAUCACCCUCUUUACUUCUUCUUUCUCUAAUUAGUGUUUCGCUAAUCUAAUUUCUGUUCAUUUCUUGUAUUGUAUUGUAUUGUAUAUUAACCUCUCUUUUGCAGGAAUUUUCCAUCUUUAAUCUUUUAGUAUACAUAUAUCUCGGUUCUACUAACAUCAUGGAUGCAGGAUCUGUAAGUUUCUCUCCAGCCCCCAAGUCACAAUCGCGAGAUCAAAUUCUUCACAGAAAAAGUUCUCGAGAAAACUUGGAUAGAUUCAUACCGAACAGAUCAGCUAUGGAUUUUGAUUACGCGCAUUACAUGCUAACACAGUCCAAAAAAGGUAAGGAGAAUCCGAUUGCGAGCUCACCGGCGAAGGAAGCGUACAGGAAGCAGUUGGCGGACAGCCUCAACAUGAACAGAACCAGGAUUCUAGCUUUCAGGAACAAGCCUCCGACACCAACAGAUGCGGUUCAAAGCGAGUGGUCUUCGGUGCAGCAGCAGGCGAAGCCAGUAAAAGCCCGUAGAUACAUCCCUCAGACUUCUGAAAGGACAUUGGAUGCACCUGAUAUUCUAGAUGAUUACUACUUGAAUCUGUUAGAUUGGGGGAGCAGCAACGUUCUCGCGAUUGCCCUAGGAAAUACGGUGUAUCUAUGGGAUGCUGCAGAUGGUAACACGUCGGAACUUGUUACUGUCGAUGAUGAAGUGGGUCCGGUUACGAGUGUUAAAUGGGCACCGGAUGGACGCCACAUCUCAGUCGGUCUAAACAAUUCCCAAGUCCAACUCUGGGAUUCCACCUCAAAUAAAUUGUUGAGAACGUUGAGAGAGUGUCAUCAAUCUCGGGUCGGAUCAAUGGAUUGGAACAACCACAUUCUCACAACAGGAGGAAUGGAUGGUCGGAUUGUAAAUAACGAUAUCAGAAUUAGAGCACAUAUAGUGGAAACAUACUCCGGCCACCACCAAGAGGUUUGUGGGUUAAAAUGGUCAGCUUCCGGUCAACAGUUGGCUAGCGGUGGCAACGACAAUCUCCUACACAUUUGGGACAGAUCUGUGGCUUCUGUUAAUUCACCGACUCAAUGGCUUCACCGGCUGGAGGAUCACACAGCUGCGGUGAAAGCACUUGCUUGGUGUCCAUUUCAGGGCAAUCUUCUUGCGUCCGGUGGUGGUGGUGGUGACAAGUGUAUAAAGUUUUGGAACACACACACUGGUGCUUGCUUGAACUCAGUGGACACCGGGUCUCAGGUGUGUGCGCUUUUAUGGAACCAAAAUGAGCGUGAGCUGCUGAGCUCACAUGGUUUUACUCAGAACCAGUUGACUUUAUGGAAGUAUCCGUCAAUGGUGAAAAUGGCCGAGCUUACUGGUCAUACAUCGAGAGUUCUUUUUAUGGCGCAGAGCCCGGAUGGAUGUACAGUUGCAACUGCUGCAGGAGACGAGACACUGAGAUUUUGGAAUGUUUUUGGGAGCCCGGAAGUGGCUGCUAAGGCUACCCGAAAAGCCAUUCCUGAGCCAUUUGCUAACGUGAAUCGCAUUCGAUGAUUUAUACUCGGAAACGGUUGAAUUUAAUGUUAAAAAUGUUGGAGCUUUUCAUGACACAGGGCCCUGAUGGGUUUAUGGUUGCUUCUGCUGCAUUGACAGGAGAUUCAAAUUUUGGAAUGUUUCUUGCAGCACUAGAGCUGAAGUAUCCACAAACCGACCUGGCUCAUGCUUCUGGGAACACUGAAACAUGCCGGACGACCUGUUUGCUCAACUGAACCGCUGAUUUAUGGUUUCUACACAAAACAGUUGCAGACAUAGUUUAGGUGGUUGUUUCUUUGGAAUUUUAUUCAACCCAGACAAAAGACCAGAGACUAGCAAGGUGCUAGCCGAUACACCCACAACCACACACCUGUAUAGUCAAAGUUAAUACGAAUUCUUCCAUAGACAAAAUAGAUUUGAAAGUUCUUGUAUAAUUCAAAAGGUAACUGAAGAAAUAUUGAGUAUUUUUUUUUUUUUUU
Messenger RNA from Helianthus annuus (common sunflower), 2111 nucleotides. RefSeq names its product cell division cycle 20.2, cofactor of APC complex. The transcript is spliced from 6 exons. NCBI's taxonomy places the organism in Eukaryota, Viridiplantae, Streptophyta, Magnoliopsida, Asterales, Asteraceae. The record is from RefSeq and is a predicted model, not a curated record. Gene Ontology annotation, molecular function: ubiquitin ligase activator activity; protein binding; anaphase-promoting complex binding. Gene Ontology annotation, biological process: anaphase-promoting complex-dependent catabolic process; positive regulation of ubiquitin protein ligase activity; positive regulation of anaphase-promoting complex-dependent catabolic process. Bases 298 to 1653 code for a protein of 451 amino acids. Gene Ontology annotation, cellular component: anaphase-promoting complex.